UGCAUGACUAGCCCGCGCACUGCUGGGCGCGAAGGUGGCGGGCGUGGCCGCGGGAAUGAGCUUGGGCGUGGGAAUGGGCGUGUUGGUUGGCCUUAGGGUCGGCGGUGUGCUCGGGUUUGCUGGCGGCGUGCAGCAUCACUUCUAUCACUUGGCGAUGCCGAAGUUCUCCUCCAGGAGGUAGCGGGUGCUUGAUGAUACAUAUUGCUCCUUCCCCCUCCCCUCCCCCAGUUAAUCUGAAUUUCCUUUCCUUCUGCUCAUAUACCAGUAUUUUUCCCUUUUCCCUUUUUCCCUUCUUUCCUUUUCUUUCCUCUCCUAGUAACGCAUUUCCUUAUGUCCGGGGUGUUCUGUUCUAUUCUAUUUUCCUUAUGUUUGGGGUGCUCUAUUUUUUUUUCUCUUUUCUUUUCCUUUGAUCGAUGUUUCAACGAUGACGAAUUGUAUUAUGUAUAUGCCACAUUAGCCAGCCAAGUAGAUAACUUAACUUAACUUAUGACAGACAAUGAUAAGCCCGGGAUGGGGUAUGAUUUCACAAUAUCCUGGGCUAUGUAGGGUGGAGUGGACGGGCGAGAGUGAUAUCGCGU
Messenger RNA from Tricharina praecox, 578 nucleotides. RefSeq lists its product as uncharacterized. The record is from RefSeq and is a predicted model, not a curated record. NCBI's taxonomy places the organism in Eukaryota, Fungi, Ascomycota, Pezizomycetes, Pezizales, Pyronemataceae. The transcript has a single exon. Bases 192 to 410 code for a protein of 72 amino acids.